UUCCAUUCUCCAAUUCGAAACUCACUCCUCUCUACACUCUACUCCCUUCUAAUCCUCAAAUUCAACUUCAAACAAACUUAUUUAACCAUCAACAUGACCUCUAAUUACAAUCUUGCCAUCGCUUUCUCUGCGCUGUUGCUUCUAGUACUACCCACUCUUUCAAUAGGAGAGCUUGUGCAAGAGCAACCGUUGGUGCUUAAGUACCAUAACGGCCAACUCCUUAAAGGACGGAUCACCGUUAAUCUAAUUUGGUACGGCACCUUCACCCCAAUCCAACGCUCAAUAAUCGUCGACUUUAUAAACUCACUUAGCUCCACGGGUGCGCCUCUUCCAUCCGCUGCCACGUGGUGGAAAACAACAGAGAAAUACAAGGGAGGAAGCGGAUCCUCUGCGCUCGUCGUAGGGAAACAGUUCCUGCACCCGGCUUAUUCUCUCGGGAAGAAUCUCAAGGGAAAGGAUCUUCUCGCUUUAGCCACCAAGUUCAACGAACUCUCUUCAAUAACCGUUGUGCUCACCUCAAAAGACGUUGCCGUUGAAGGUUUCUGUAUGAGUCGCUGUGGGACCCACGGGUCUAUCCGACGUGGCAACGGCGGAGCACGAACCCCUUAUAUAUGGGUUGGAAACUCCGAAACUUUAUGUCCCGGACAAUGCGCGUGGCCAUUCCACCAACCUAUUUAUGGGCCACAGACGCCGCCGUUAGUGGCGCCUAACGGUGACGUUGGUGUUGACGGUAUGAUCAUCAACUUAGCCACACUUCUAGCCGGCACCGUCACGAAUCCGUUUAACAACGGGUAUUUUCAGGGACCGGCGACGGCGCCGCUUGAGGCCGUUACGGCCUGCACUGGCGUUUUCGGUAGUGGAGCGUAUCCGGGUUACGCGGGUCGGGUUCUUGUUGAUGGAACUACCGGGUCGAGCUAUAAUGCGCACGGCGCGAACGGGAGGAAGUACCUAGUGCCCGCGAUGUGGGACCCGCAGACCUCGGCAUGCAAGACUCUAGUCUGAGGAGGGGACCGGAGGAUGAACACGUGGCGUGAUGUGGUGUACGGGCUGUAGAUAUGGGUUGAUAAAUACGGGGGGCAGUUGAAUGAUGCUCUGGCUAGGGGAGUGAGUGUAUUUUUAAGCUGCUUUUGUCGUUUAGUGUGACAUGUAAAUUCUGUUUCUAAAUUCUAAAGGAAAAUGUUAUUAUAAAAUAUGGAAAACGAGGAAAAAACACGAGCCAUAUCACAAUAAUCUAAUAUGCAAUGUAUUCAAAGAAUUAUGUUAAUGUUAAAAGUGAUAUUUCUCAUAA
Molecule: messenger RNA, 1288 nt
Organism: Cicer arietinum (chickpea)
Lineage: Eukaryota; Viridiplantae; Streptophyta; Magnoliopsida; Fabales; Fabaceae
Product: protein EXORDIUM-like 2
Source: RefSeq, a predicted model, not a curated record